GGGGCCCCGCUCGCCAUGGGGGAGGUGGAGAUCUCGGCCCGGGCCUACGUGAAGAUGUGCCUGCACGCCGCCCGUUACCCGCACGCCGCUGUCAACGGGCUAUUGCUGGCGCCAGCGCCGCGGUCGAGAGAAUGCCUGUGCCUCACCGACUGUGUGCCCCUGUUCCACAGCCACCUGGCCCUGUCUGUCAUGCUGGAGGUCGCCCUCAACCAGGUGGAUGUGUGGGGCGCGCAGGCCGGGCUGGUAGUAGCAGGGUACUACCAUGCCAAUGCAGCUUUGGACGACCAGAGCCCUGGGCCCUUGGCCUUGAAAAUCGCUGGGCGGAUUGCAGAAUUCUUCCCUGAUGCAGUACUUAUUAUGUUGGAUAAUCAGAAACUGGUGCCACAGCCUCACGUGCCCCCAGUUAUUGUCCUGGAGAGCCAUGGUCUCUGCUGGGUCCCCAAGGACAAGAACUUAGUGAUGUGGAGGGACUGGGAAGAGUCACGGCAGAUGGUGGGAGCAUUACUAGAGGGCCGGGCCCACCAGCACCUUGUGGACUUUGACUGCCACCUUGAUGACAUCCGGGAGGAUUGGACCAACCAGCAGCUCAACGCCCAAAUCACCCAGUGGGUUGGUCCCACAAAUGGAAAUACCUGAGCCAGGGCCAGAGGGGAGGCUCGGUCCAAUAAAGAGACUUGGGCUGUUGGGC
Messenger RNA from Physeter macrocephalus (sperm whale), 688 nucleotides. It is a transcript of the gene EMC9, whose product is annotated as ER membrane protein complex subunit 9. The record is from RefSeq and is a predicted model, not a curated record. Gene Ontology annotation, cellular component: EMC complex. The transcript is spliced from 5 exons. Lineage: Eukaryota; Metazoa; Chordata; Mammalia; Artiodactyla; Physeteridae. Bases 16 to 636 code for a protein of 206 amino acids.